This is a messenger RNA of Aedes aegypti (yellow fever mosquito), 5147 nucleotides long. Its product is annotated as RNA-binding protein 24-A. The coding region runs from base 1338 to 2189 and encodes 283 amino acids. NCBI's taxonomy places the organism in Eukaryota, Metazoa, Arthropoda, Insecta, Diptera, Culicidae. Gene Ontology annotation, cellular component: cytosol. The transcript is spliced from 8 exons. The record is from RefSeq and is a predicted model, not a curated record. Gene Ontology annotation, molecular function: RNA binding.
UCUCAGUUGAACGACGGAUCUCGACUUGAACGCGCGCGUUUGACCUGCCAGUGUUGUGCAUAGAUAGCUCUUCAAUCCAGGAGGCUCCUCUUUUGAGUAUUUUGUGUGUUGAGUCCACAUCUAAGCUGUGUGGUUGUUGCUUCGCUGUAUCAAGGGACCAUCGGUGGAAAACUUCGCGUUGUUCUGAUUUCGAUUCCGUUUCCGGAGGAAAACAAAAGUGAAAAUCGCAGAUAAGGUACAAGAGGAAGAUGAUGAUGGUGAUGAUGAAUAAUCAAGAUCGGCUUUAAGAGAGAAUAUUUACAACGGUGCGCGCUCGAGUGUUCCCUCGUGUUCUGAUUGUGCAGCAUCAGCCCUUUUUGUGUUGAAAACGGGCACAUAAAAAGCGCUAAGCGCGGGCUGCUCUCGGAAUUGUUCUGUGUAUUCUGUUGUGUUGUGUCGUCUGUGUCUCCUGUUGUUGAACAAGGCGCGAGUUUCGGUCGAGAGGGUGGCAUAUUUAUCCUUGUGGUGGCGGAUGCUGAGACGAGAGAAGAGUACACAAAUAUAAAUGAGUAGGAUUUCGUAAAAUCUGCAGAUGUGCAACUGAAACCGUCGACGACAGCGACAAGAACGAGGACGUAAAGAGGACAAAAGUGGAAGCGCAGAAGUGAUUUCGUUUCGACGAGGGUGUGUAUUGUAAGGCUCAUUUGAAAUCUGUUGGAAAUCCCUAUCGUCGAGCCGACAACCACGACGACGACUACAGUGAAGAGUGCAGAGUUCGAAGCUCUAAACAUUCUCAGCACAAGUUGCCCAGUCGGUGUUUGAAGGAAUAGGCGCGAGUAGUGCUGUUGGUAACUGUUUCUGUGGAUGCUGCAAUUAUCCCAACUGUGUGUGUUGGUGGUGCUUCAAAACUAGUUCGGGUAUGUUAAAACCACGGAGUCGAUGUGCCCAUUCGAAGUCCAUAUUCUGAAAGUGCAAUCUUCAAAGAUCUCAUCGUACUGAAAAACAACAAACAAACAUUACAAUCAUUUAUACGUAAAAGUGCAUCAAUCUACAAGUACUAAAGGAAAACAAAUCAACGUUAAAUUAGUUAUAACGCAUUGAAAAGGUGCAGCUAGACAAGUGCAAAACCCCCCUCUCUCAAAUGCAAAGCCAAAGAACGAAAUUUAGUCUGUGAUUUUUGUUUUGUGUUUCUACUUGUGUUUUUCUCCGUCUAAAACCCCGUGUUUUCCGCAUUUUUGUUCGGAAUAGCAAAACAACCUGUCAUCGUCUGACAUAAGAAAAAAAAAGCAACGAGUCGUUUGACAACAAUAACUAACGGCAACAACUGCUAUAAGUGCUAACAGCCAAGAAAAGCGAAAAUGUUGAUGCAAGUAUCACCGGAUGCGGCCGACGCGCUCGCUUUGGUACCGUCGGCGGCAACGGCCACUACCGGCGUGCAGCAAAAGGACACAACCUGGACGAAGUUGUUCGUGGGCGGUCUGCCCUAUCACACCACCGACAAAAGCUUGCGGGAACACUUUUCCGUCUACGGGGACAUCGAGGAAGCGGUGGUGAUAACAGACCGAACGACGAACAAGAGCCGGGGUUAUGGAUUUGUCAUCAUGGGCGACAGAAUGAGUGCGGAACGGGCGUGCAAGGAACCAAACCCCAUCAUCGACGGCCGGAAAGCGAACGUUAAUUUGGCUAUCCUUGGCGCGAAACCCCGAGGCAACGUUACCCCCGGAUUCCCCUUCACAGCGGCAGGCCUCCGGACAGGAUAUCCUGUACUACCGAGCCAGUUUGGAGUGCAGCAGUCGUACUUCUAUGGAACGCCCUAUCUGGGAACGACAGCCGGAACAACGGGAGCAGCAGCAGCGGCUGCCUCCGGAUUGAUGCCAAUUCCUGCCACGCAGUUAUCGCAUGCCGCUGCGAUUGCGGCCGCCACUAGUCAAUUCUAUGAGUACCAGAAUGCCGUCGCAGCAGCCGCCGCCGCGCCCUACCCUGGCCAGUACAGUGGGUUUGAAGCGUACCCGUACACCACCGCUGCCGGUGCUACAGGAGCCGCCGCAGCGGCCGCUCAGUAUAUGGCAGCACCGUAUGCAUACGCAACCCUACCCCAAGGAGCCGCCGCCGCCGCAGCAGCCGCCGGUGGGUUUCCCGGACUGUCGCCAUACCAGAACGCAGCUGGUGCUGCGGCCGCGUCCGCACUACAAGAGGCAAGACUUCAAUAAUAUUUACCCAAAUCGUCCUCUACCUUGUCGCUACUGGCACUGCUAGGCGGCGGAGUUGACAAGAUCUGAGAAACGCGCGGGUUGUGCACCCUGGUGGACGAUACUGGGAACACUGUCGCGACAUGUUAUCAUCACAUCUACAAUGACAGAGACAGACACAGAGAGCGGCAGCAGCUAGAUUAGCUAGGCAGUUCUUUUUUACACAUAGAUAUUAUCUAGUACUUAUGCAAAUAGUAGGUCUUAAGUAAUCAAUUAUUUACUUAUCGAAAGAUUAUUAUUAUUAUUGAUAUUAAAAUCAUUAAUUACCCUAUUUAUUAUAAAUUAGUUCGUACGGUCAAAACUUAUUAUUUACUAAGUAAUGAAGAACAACAAAGCUCAACAUUAAGACAUAUGAACCGUAACAUUAAAACAAAAUCCUUCGAUUAUUAUUAUUAUCACUAAACAUCAUAAGAGAAAAAAAACUUAGUUGUAAAUUAUUCUAUUAUACAUGGAAAAGUAAUGCAACUAUCAUUGCAAUAAACAUAUUUUAAACAUUUCCUUUUUAUCAAACAAUAAGCGAACCAAUACAAAAGCAAUACAUUUUACGCUACAACCCAAAAAGGAACCAAAAUUUAAUGAAGAAAGAGAACAAGUAAAUGGCAAAACUUUACUUAAACUCUAAACAAGUAAUCUCAAAGAAAGCUAAUAUAUUUUAACGUAAAGAACAAUAAGUAAACAUAUUACAUCUAACCAUAAAUCCUUCAUAUUAGAAAAAUUAUUUCAAUUUAAAAAUCGACGAACACACCAAGUUGGACGAUGUGAAGCUCUGAUAACAUAUUACUUUAUUGCCGAUUAAACCUUAGUGAUAUUUAUCAAUUAUAAAGUCUACUAUUAACAAACUAAAAGAACUAUUUAUACACUAAAGAAAGAGACAACCUAAAUUUCAAAAGAAAUUGCGACGAAAUGUUCUGUUAUGUGUUGGAAGCUCGAAAACAAAAUUAUUCUUGGAAAACACAACUUAUACCAAACCAUUUUGCAACUUUAACAAAGUUCAUUUACUUUAAAACUCAAUCCCUGUCAACCAAACCAUCGCCUACAUGUUCUUUUUGUUGAAUAAUUGCUAGCAAAAAACGAACAAAAAUCAUAUUGGAGCAAAUAAGGGAAGAACAAGAUGAAUCGAAAUCUAGUCAAAUGUUUUGUGUGUGGAUUAUUUAUUUUGUUAAAUAGGUUGUAUUUAGUAAAGGAAAAACCCCCCAGUCAAGCUCCUCCUCAACCCUGAACUCGCCCGCACUAACCUCCAGACCGCAUUAGUCAAUUUGAUUUCAAUUGGUUCGUUUUCUGAGUUUUAGCAAACCACACUUACAACCGCCGACAAUCGACGAUGUCGGCACGGAAACAAAAAAGAGACUUUUCAGAGCUAUCAAAGCACGCAGAGGAGAACCGAAUAGCAGAAGAAUCCUAACCUCAACGUUUAAUAGUAAAACUAAUGAUAACAAUAGCUUAGAGCCAUACCAAAACAGUAACAAUCGAAGACGCAGCAAGUGGUGAAUCGACGCUGGAAGUUUGCAAAGGAAUCAUGUAAGGAAUCUUAUCAAAAAUCGUGCCUUUUCGUGCUGAAGAGAAACAGAAACAAAAAUGAAGGAAAAUGUGAAAACAAUGGCACCACCUAAACAGCAACCCCACGUAAUUUCUCAAUCUUUUCCGUAUUGUGUAGCAUUUUAUCAGCAAAAUGAUGUAAAGAAAAAAAAACGAAUAAAGCGCACCACCAACAAUUUUGACAAUAUAGAGUUUAAUAAUCGAAAUCGAACCAGAGAAAAUCAUAGAAAACGUUUUAAAUAACCCAUCACAAAAUCAGAAAUUAGCAAAAAAAAGUUGUAUUUUAACGAUAACUUUUAGUCCGGUUUCGUAUAACCUGUACAGACACAAAAGUCUCUCAAACCAAACAUAGACUUGCAACACUUGAUCAGCGAAGAAUCCCAUCAAUUGAGCGUGUACACAUCGCGAAAACCGUAAACGUUAACAUCUUUUUAUAUGAUAGAACUGAACAAACCCCACACAAUCUGUAAAUCCUUUUUUAUUCCUUCUUUAAAACCAACUAUCCACCGACACAAACGUUUCCACGCGCGAAAGCAUAAAACUUCGGUGCGCGGCAACAGCAGCAGUGAACCGUAUUUUGCUAACGAAGAUCAGAAAAGCUUCAAUUUCAAAGCGAAGAAUAGCAAUCCUAAUUCUAGUAGAGAUUAAGUUUACACAAAACAAAUAUUGAUGGAAAAUCCUAAACGCCCAUUGAACAUGAAGGAAUCUCAUUAUAUCGCAAUUGCUAAAUUUAACAAGGAAAAUACUAUUUCAACAAAUUGAAACAAACGAACCGCAUUUUGCGGUCACUAUUUUUAAAGACCCCAUGUAUAAAGUUAUGAAUAACAAAACAAAAAAAAACGAAUACUUGUUUAAGGGUAGAAAAGUAUUUUAUACUUUAAACAAAUGAAAAAACAAAAAAAAAAAGUUGAAGAAGGGGAAUAUUUCGACAGUGGAAUAAGCAUAUUAAGCAAAAACAACAGAAAAAUAUCAAUUACUUUAGUGCUACGAAAGAAAGCAAACACAAUUAUUACAUUUCAACAGUAACAAACAAAAUUGAACAUAAACUCAAAUUACCAAGUGGAACCAAAAAACCAAACAAACAUAUAAACAGUCUAACACAGAUACAAGUAAAUAGAAACUCACUUUAACCCGAUGGAAAAUUGGCAAGCGGUGCGUCUCGGCAGUACGCGUACGGCACGCUGCUUGCUACUGUUUCAUUUAGCAUUGCGCGAACAAGAACAAGUAAACGAUUAGUAACUACAACACGAGGAAGGAAACAACCAAAAGUGACAACAAACAGAAGAACACGCGAAGGAGUAAUAUGAGGAUAAAAAUGGAAAUAAUUAUUAUACAAGAUUAGAAGGUAUAUAUUUAAAAUAAAAAGAAACCUAUACGAAAAUA